Molecule: messenger RNA, 388 nt
Organism: Nicotiana tabacum (common tobacco)
Lineage: Eukaryota; Viridiplantae; Streptophyta; Magnoliopsida; Solanales; Solanaceae
Source: RefSeq, a predicted model, not a curated record
UUGUGGAGAUGAUUGUCAAUGUCGUCCUUUAGGUUUUCUAUUGGGUCUUCCUUUUGCCUUUGUCGCCCUUCUCCUCUCCAUCGUUGGUGUUGUUAUUUGGAUUGUUGGAAUUAUCUUGAGUUGCAUAUGUCCAUGCUGUAUUUGCGUAACAGUAUUGGUAGAGCUGGCUUUGGGAUUAAUCAAAGCACCCUUUUCGGUUAUGAAGUGGUUUACUGAGCAAAUUCCUUGUUAGAAUACACCUUGUAUAAAUUCAUCUCCCUAUUUUGUAGUAAUUCUUUUAUGUAAAUUUAUUUCUGUGGUGAGAGAAUAAAUUAGAUUUAUUUUAUCUCGUUAAAUUUGUCUCCUUUGCCUACAAAUUAUUCUUGAAAUUGAUUAGUAUUUUGUUUUC